Molecule: messenger RNA, 1793 nt
Organism: Gastrolobium bilobum
Lineage: Eukaryota; Viridiplantae; Streptophyta; Magnoliopsida; Fabales; Fabaceae
Product: probable WRKY transcription factor 32
Exons: 5
Coding region: 108-1577 (489 amino acids)
Biological process (GO): regulation of DNA-templated transcription
Molecular function (GO): sequence-specific DNA binding; DNA-binding transcription factor activity
Source: RefSeq, a predicted model, not a curated record
AAAUAAAUAAAAAUAAAACAGAAAAUGAAAAUGAAAAUCCGUGCAACCUCGUGAAAUCGCAAAACAGAAAAACGAAAAUUGUUCCAAAAACUAUUACUGCAUCUUCCAUGGCCGAGCAGCACCACAACAACUUGGAAGCUGUUCCACUGGAACGAAAUGAAAAAGCUGAAGAGGAAGAAGAGUUGCAGUCACGAGUCACUAACUCACCGCAUGCCACCGAGUUACGCAUUUCCAGUCCUCACGAUGAAGCGCAACCCAAUUUAGAAACCCUAGUCGUUCCCUCUUCGCUUCCGCACGAUCACCCUCCUCAUGUGCAGAGAAGCUUCAUCACUCAUAAGGGUAACGAAGCCGAAAGUAAGGAGUCAAUUGGGCCUCCCGACAAGGAAAUUAUUGUAAAAGACAUAGUUGAGGCACCUCAAACACAGACAGAAAAUCAACUUCAGGUGUCUGUGUGUACAACUCCGUGGUCUGAACUAUCACCAACUUCUGCUACUCAAUAUUCAUCGCCUGCUCCUAGUCCAACUGUACCAGAACAGAGACUGUCUCGUCCAAAGGUUAAUAGUGUACAUGUGCGGCAAGCAGACAAAAAAACUCGUGGUGGUAAAAUCUUAUCUUCUGUUUCUGUUGCAAGGGCUUCUGCAUCUGAUGGAUACAAAUGGCGCAAGUAUGGUCAGAAGCAAGUGAAGAGUCCUACAGGUUCUAGAAGCUAUUACAGGUGCACUCAUUCUGAUUGUUAUGCUAAAAAGAUUGAAUGCUGUGACCAUUCAGGUCAUGUGAAAGAUAUUGUUUAUAGAAGUCCACACAGUCAUGAUCCCCCGCAUAAGACUUAUUCCACUAGGGAAAGUAAGUUCAUGCCUUCCAAUGAACCUAGUGUAGAAAACACCGUUCCGGAGCAGCCUAUCAGAAUUCUAAAUGAUUCUGAUGCUUCACUUUCUCCUAAAGAACCUCUACAGGAAGAACCUUGCCAUGCUGAUAAGAAACGACAAAACUCAUCUAACGGUGAGAAUGGUAGUGUUAUUUUGAAGGAGGAGCAUGUUAAUGAGCCAGAGCUGAAAAGAAGAACAAAGAAAGGUGAUUUAACAUGCUUGGAUUCACCAGUAAAACCUGGAAAGAAACCAAAGUUCGUUGUACAUGCAGCAGGAGAUGUGGGGAUAUCAGGUGAUGGAUACCGAUGGCGCAAGUAUGGACAAAAAAUGGUGAAGGGGAAUCCUCAUCCCAGAAACUACUACAGAUGCACUUCUGCUGGAUGUGCAGUCCGAAAGCACAUUGAGACUGCUGUGGAUAACUCAAAUACUGUCAUCAUAACAUACAAGGGAGUACAUGACCAUGACAUGCCUGUGCCCAAGAAACGACAUGGCCCGCCAAGUGCUCCGCUCAUAGCUGCUGCAGCACCUGCUUCAAUGAGCAAUUUGCAGUUUAAGAAAACAGACUCCCCGCAAAAGCGAAAAACUUCUACCCAAUGGUCGGUGGACACACAAGGAGAAUUAACUGGGGAAACCUUGGACCUUGGCGGUGAGAAAGCAAUGGAGUCAGCUCAGACUCUUCUUAGCAUAGGUUUUGAAAUUAAACCUUGCUGAAUACAUCUUUCAGAACUCAUGCAGUUUGUAUCUAUAUAAAUUAAUUGGCAGGUCUCAUGUAAUUUUAGUGGCGUCCCAUGUUUAACUUUUCUUCUCUCUUGAUAUUUUUUUCCCACCUAGUUUUAGUGGAACAGUUCAUGCAUAUUUGCUGGUACAAACGUUGAGCUUGUCUGAAGCAGUUUCCUUAAUGGAGCGAAUAUAGAAUUGAUUUGUUUC